UCUCACUGCCUUCUCCAACCAGAUUCAGCAGCCGAAAAUUCUAAUCAGUCGCAGCAAGAAGCCAGCAGCGUGAGAAUGAGAGAAAUCGUCCACAUUCAGGCCGGUCAAUGUGGCAACCAGAUCGGUGCUAAGUUCUGGGAAGUCAUCAGUGAUGAGCAUGGGAUUGACCCCAGUGGGAAUUAUAUGGGCGACUCAGACCUGCAGCUGGAGAGGAUUAGUGUCUACUACAAUGAAGCUUCUUCUCUUAAGUAUGUACCCAGAGCCAUCCUAGUGGAUUUGGAACCAGGCACAAUGGACAGUGUUCGAUCAGGGCCUUUUGGACAUCUCUUCAGACCAGACAAUUUUAUUUUUGGGCAAAGUGGAGCUGGAAACAACUGGGCAAAGGGGCAUUACACAGAAGGUGCAGAGCUUGUAGACUCUGUCCUUGAUGUGGUGAGAAAAGAAUGUGAAAAUUGUGACUGUUUGCAAGGUUUUCAGCUUACGCACUCUCUGGGUGGAGGUACAGGUUCUGGCAUGGGAACCCUGCUUAUUAGCAAAGUACGAGAAGAAUAUCCUGACCGAAUCAUGAAUACUUUCAGUGUUGUUCCUUCUCCAAAAGUCUCUGACACAGUGGUAGAGCCAUACAAUGCCACCCUCUCCAUCCACCAGCUUGUGGAAAAUACUGAUGAAACCUACUGCAUAGAUAAUGAAGCUCUCUAUGACAUCUGCUUCCGGACCCUCAAACUUGCAACACCCACUUACGGAGACCUCAACCAUUUGGUAUCAGCUACCAUGAGUGGGGUCACCACUUCCCUGAGAUUUCCAGGACAGCUUAAUGCUGAUUUGAGAAAGCUUGCAGUGAACAUGGUACCUUUCCCUCGACUCCAUUUCUUUAUGCCAGGAUUUGCUCCGCUUACUGCCCGAGGAAGCCAACAGUAUAGGGCAUUAACCGUCCCAGAACUCACUCAGCAAAUGUUUGAUGCCAAAAAUAUGAUGGCUGCUUGUGAUCCCCGUCAUGGUAGGUACCUGACAGUGGCCACAGUCUUCAGGGGAAAGAUGUCCAUGAAGGAAGUUGAUGAGCAGAUGUUAGCUAUCCAGAGCAAGAACAGCAGCUACUUUGUGGAAUGGAUUCCCAACAAUGUUAAAGUGGCUGUUUGUGAUAUUCCACCUCGUGGACUCAAGAUGUCCUCCACUUUCAUUGGCAACAGUACUGCAAUUCAGGAGCUUUUCAAGCGGAUCUCAGAGCAGUUCACAGCUAUGUUCCGCAGGAAGGCAUUCUUGCACUGGUACACUGGUGAAGGUAUGGAUGAAAUGGAGUUUACUGAAGCAGAGAGUAACAUGAAUGACCUGGUGUCUGAAUACCAACAGUACCAAGAUGCUACAGCUGAUGAAGAAGGGGAGAUGUACGAGGAUGAUGAAGAAGAAUCUGAAGCACAUGGUCCAAAAUGAAAUGUGAAUCAUUCAUGUCCAUUGAGAGGAUUUGAAAACAGUUUACCCUAGAUCUUCACAUCAGGCUUUUACUUGUCUUUAUUACGAGUUAGCUCAGUUACAGUGCCUUGUAAAAGUAUUCAGUCCCCAACCCUUUGUUAACAUAAAUGAGUAUUACAACCAGGGAUCUUGAUCAGUUUAACUGAGAAUAUUUAUUUGUGAAUCACAUGCUCCUUUCCCCCCCCCCCCCACAGAGCCCAAAAUCAAGGAAAAUUAUAAAGCAUGACAAACUAAAAAUUAAAACCCAGGGAUGUCCGUAGUUCAAAAGUAUUCAUCCCCUUUGCUCAGUACUUAGUUGAACCACCUCUCGCAGCUACAGUGGUGCUAGAAAGUUUGAACUGUGUAGAAUUCUCUGCAUUUUUGCAUAAAUGUGACCUUCAUCCAAGUCCUAAAACUAGAUAAAGAGAACCCAAUUCAAUAAAUAACACAAAAACAUCAUACUUGUCCAUUUAUUUAUUGAGAAAAAUGAUUCAAUAUUAUAUGUAUUGGGAAAAAGUAUGGGAACCUUUGUUUUCAGUAACUGGUGUGACCCCCCGCCCCCCCCCCCCCACAGCAACCAAAUGUUUCCAGUAACUGUUGAUAAGUCCUGCACAUCAGCUUGGGAGAAUUUUAAGCCAUUCCUCCUUACAAAACUGCUUCAACUCUGGGAUGUUGGUGAACUGCUUGCUUCAGGUCUUUUCACAACAUUUCUACAAGAUUAAGUUUGGGACUUUGAUUCAGUUGUUCCAAAAUGUGAAACCUCUUCUACUUCAAUCAUUCUUUGGUAGACUGACUUGUGUGUUUAGGUUCAUUGUCUUGCUGCAAGACCCACUUUCUGUUGAGCUUCAGUUCACAGAUGGAUACCCUGACAUUCUUCCAUAGUAUUUGCUGAUAGAAUUCAGAAUUCAUGGUUCUAGCAAUGAUGGCAAACCAUCUUGGUCCCAAGGCAGCAAACCAUGAUACUGCCACCACCAUGUUUCACAGAUGGGAUGAGGUUCUUGUGCUGGAACACAGUGUUUGCUUUUUGCCAGACAUAAUGCUUCACAUUUAAGCUAAUUUGGACUCAUCUGUGAACAGAACAUUCUUCCAAUGGCCUUCUGGCUUUUCACAUUGUCUUUAGCAAACUUUAGACAGGCAGCAAUGCUCUUCUUGGAGAGUAGUGUCUUUCUCCUUGCAAUCCUGCUAUGCACAUCAUUGUUUGAGUGUUUGUCUGAGGGUAAGCUCAUGAACACUGGCAUCAGCCAUGACAAGAGAGGCUUGUAGCUCCUUAUACAUGUUACCCUGGGGUUCUUUGUGACCUGCUGGUGUAUUACACACCUCGCCAUUGGAGUGAUUUUAUUUUUUUGUUGUUGGUCGACCACUCCUGGGCAGAGUAACAAGAGUGUUGAAUUUCCUCCACUGGUACACCAUCUGUCUGACUGUGGAUUGGUGGAGCCGAAACUCUUCAGAAAUGGUUUUGUAUGCUUUUACAGCCUGGUGGAAAUAUCUGACUCUAAUUUCCUCUCUAACUGAAAUGAUAAUCCUAGAGGUUCAACAAAUACAUAUAACAUUGGAUCAUUUUCCUCAAAUAAAUGAAAAAGUAUAAUGCUUUUUGUGUUAUUUAUUUAACUGGGUUCUCUUUAUCUAGUUUCAGGACUUGCGUGAAGACCUGAUCACAUUUUAAGGUUAUAUUUAUGCAGAAACAGAGAAAAUUCUAAAGGGCUUACAAACUUUUUUUUAGCACCACUGUAUUACAGCCUGUAGCCUUUUUGUACAAGUAUCUAUUACUGUAGCUUUGCACAACGUGAUUGUAAAGUGGAAGCUGGUUCACAGGUUUGGUGAGUGAGACAGAAAACACUGACUGCAAAUCCAAAAAUAAAACGACCAAACAUUUAAGUCCCCUAAGUUGCACAAACUGCAGAACUAAAUAUUCAACAGAUAUUUUGCAGAAAGUGCGUACAGGACAUACCUUCCCAGUGGUUCUCUGAGGUAUGCAUUGGGAACAAAGGAAAAGAGAGUGAAUCUCUUGCAUGUUAUUCCUGUAUCACCAAGGUGCUUGAGACUGGACUCUAGGUGUCGUGGUGUGUAAGCCAAUGAAUGGGAAGAGUGGCUGUAGUUCUUAAAUGCACCAAUCAACAGUCAAUACAGUGGAAGCGGCAUUUGAAUGGCAAAUAAACCAUGCCUCCACACUACAGUGAUGGAGCAAGAUUUGCCCAACCCCCUUGCAACACUGCUGAAGAUGUGCCAGGUCAGAUGGGGAGUGGCAGUGGACAACAAUCCUGACAUCUUCCUAGAGAUGCUUGUUCAGAUUAAAGGCGGGAGUCUUCACUGGGUCAUUCAAAGACAUCAAGUUUUCUUCAUUUGAAGUCAAUCCAUGGUUGCUCUGGCAGCGUGCUUUGUGUAGUUGUCCUGCAGAAAGACUAACUUCCUCCCCAGUUUAAUCUUUGUGGCUGAAGCCAGCAGAUUUUUAUCUAGUAUCUCUUUGUAUUUGUCAGCAUUCAUCUUCCCAGCAUUCCUGACCAGAUUUCUAGUCCCUGCUGCUGAAGAGCAUCCCCAUUGCAUGAUUCUACCUCCACCGUACUUUACAGUAAGGGAUGGUGCUAUCUGGCUGAUGCACAGUAUUAGAUUUACGCCAUACAUGCCACAUAGUGUUGAAGCCAAAUGUGUUCCACUUUAGUCUCAUUCGACCACAAGACCUUCUCCACAUAUUUACAGUACCUUAGUGGCACUUUGCAAAGUCUUUAUGGGCAAGGAUAUAUUUAGCCAGGACUACUACUUUGCCAUUCUUCCAUAAAUCCCCAUUUUGUGCAAGGCCUUAGAGUUUCUGGAACCAUGAACUUCAUGUCCAGUGUAGCCACUGGCUUGUGCAGCUCAUUUAGAGUACUGUGGUGUCACAGUAGUCUCUCUUACAAGUGCCAUUCUUCUCUGGAGAGGGACGGUCUGACAUAGGCAGUGUGGCUGGUUUGAUAUUUUUUCUGCUUUGUCACAAUGGACUGCGCUGAGAUCCAAGGUACGUUCUGUGCCUUUGAGAUGGUCUUGUACCCUUCCCCUGAUUUGUGGUUCUUUAUUAUUUCCCUAACUUGUCUUGAAUGCUCUUAUGUCCUCAAUGUGGCUUGGUCUGUUGAAAAUAUUCCAUACUGUUGGAUCUUAGAGAGGGGGUAUUCUUAUGAAUUCAUUAAGGACUAUUUUCUACAUCAACAAAUUGGGCAAAUUAGUAAGGUAAUAUAUUGGUUGCACCUAAGGAAAGUUAGUGUAGUAAUUAUAAAGGGGAUGAAUACUUUUUCAGCUUCAAUUGUGGUUUUUAAUUUUUAGUAAAUUAUUGACAGAUUUAGGAAAUUUUCUCUUGAUUUAAUGCACAAUGUUUUGUAGAUUAGCUCAAAAAAUUCUACUUCAAUAUAUUUUAAAUUUAGAAAAUGAGACAAUAAAAUGAAGAGUUGUGGGGACUGAAUAAUUUUUCAAGGCACUGUAUAGAUUACUUGCUUCCAGCUAGCCUUAUCCUGUUAUCCUCUUUACUCUCAGUAUUGGUCACCAACCAACUGUAUAAGUUCUGGAUAUUUAAAACUCCAACUUUAUUUUAAUAACAUGAAUUCCUAAUUUUAUUUUUUAACUGUUUUGCCAGUUAAUUUUUGAAUAUUUAAUAAAUUAUUGCUGUGAAACCUUUUCUGAUGUUGUGCAUUUAACACAAAUUUGUGUAACUUGGAUGUUUUCCCAUUUAUUUAGAUUGAAAGAAAUCAACAUAUAUGACAAAUGACACAUUUUCAGUAUUUCACCUAUCUAUAGACCAGACAAUAAAGACAUAUCAUAAAAAUAUACAUGCAUACAAAAAUAAACCUGUUCCAGUACCCCAGAGUGCUUUGAGCAUAAUAGGAAUGUUCAAUAUUAACAUUACAGCAAGGCACUAAAUCUUUGAAAAAGUGUGAAGUCUUAUUCCCUAAUUACCUAAAAUUCUAACUCCCAACUCUGUCUAAGCCUUAAAGAUGCCUUACAUUCAUGUGAACUGUAACCUUCAUUCCUAUAGCUACUAUUCAUUAAAUUCAAUUAUUGUUCUUCCCCACUGCUUUCCAUUCCCAAGAUCUUUCAUAUCCUGAACAGCUGGCAAAUUUGAAAUGUGACUGCACCCAGAUAAAUUUAAAAAUAUCAUUGACAAAUCUAAGGGCAACAGGUAGUUAAACCAAGGCAAUUAACUCAAACAUUCAGAUUUCUCUGCAAGAUGCAAAGAUGUUGCUGCUGUCUAAGUUCUCACACACUGGACGAUGCUUGUACCCCUAGAACAGCUGACAAAUCCAUCCCAGCAGUCUCACUUUAGGGUUAGGGUUAUUUACAGGCCAUACAUAAAUUUGGCAUUUGUAACCUGUACAAGACUUGUACUUAAGAGUUUCAUUAGUUCUACAAUAUUAUAAAUGCUGUUCCAUAUUUUAAGUCAUAUCCCCUCCUUCAAGUCUACAAAAGGAAGUAACAUUUGCUAUGACCUGUCCUUUGAAAAAUCAUUAAAUCACUGCUUCCUAUACCUGUGCCCAUUUUUCCAUCCUCAUGCUGAUCAUCUUCAGUCACAUUUCUAGAAAUGCAUUCUUGCUUAAAUCAGAAGGCUGAAGAGUUCAGAAUACAACAGACAUGCCAGCCUGAGCUUACAUGAUUAAAUUUAUCAAUAAUACUUUCUCUUCUCAAAUAGCUGUAAACAAUCCCAAUGCACAUAUGAGCAGAGAUGUUCUCAUCCAUAUCCCUGUCAACAAUUAUCCUUAAAAUAUCACAGACAAAACUGUCUAAUGAUUAUCGAUACCAUCCAUGUACAACCUGUAGAAAGGCCCCCACAUUACCACAAUGAAUACUUGUGUAAAGUCAUGCUGAGUUACUUGAAUAAAAAUAAAGUGCUACAAGAAAAGUAUCACUUCUCUGCACUCAACCUGAUUUUUUAAAAAAAUGAAAUAGUUUAUGUACUAAGGAGUACAAUGUUUAUUUCUGGGUUCCAACAUUAAUCACCUUUUUGAACCACUAUGUGCCAUAAAGACUUGCAAUCUUCCUUGACUAACAAAUGACAAUGAUGAGGCUAUCCAAUAGACCAUUGAAAAUGUUGACCAGGUAGUCCACUUGGAGGCGACUCUCUAGGGUCCCUCCUAACCUUGGAUACGUGAUGGCCUCGGGAAUUCCCAAAUAGUUUCACAUGCAAAUUUUUGAUCUGAAAUUGUCAAUAACAAAUCUUUGCAGUCAUUUAAUUCUUCCAGCAGUCUACAAUUCAUCAUCAGAAGCAUCACCCUUUGUCAAAAUACAUCUGAACUCUAAAACUGAUUUUCUUGACUGCUCAAUCCAGCACACCAUCUGGGAUUAAUCAUAAAGCUUUUCCCACCAGAGUCAUGAUUGUUUAAUAUACUUAAGUGCAAAGGAGAAUGAAGUAAUUGUUACUCCAGAUCCAAUGCACAAAAAAAACAAUAAGAUAAAGAACACAAUAAAUAUAAAUACAUAAGAUAGCUUAUAUACAUAGAUUGAUUGUAUGACCAUAAAGUGACGCUAGGUCCAGGAGUGUCUGUACAUAAGCUGACAGACAGGAAAUGAUAAAAGUAGUGGUAGUGGGGUGUGUGAUGGCGUGGUUAAUAAGUGGAGGUGUUGAACAACCUUACUGAUUGGGGGAAGAAACUUUUUGAAUCUGGUGGUCCUGCUGUGAAUACUACAAAGCAUGCUCCCUAAUAGGAAUGGACAGUCCAUGAACAGGAUGGAUGGGAUUCCUCAUGAUAUUGCUGGCCUUUUUUCAGUACCUUUCUGUAUUUAAGUCCUUGAUUGUAGGUAGGUAGUGUCUGUGAUAUAUUGGACGGUUUUGUCGUUGUAGAGCCUUCCUGUAUGCCACAGGCAGUUUCUGAACCAUGCGGCAUGAUAGUAUGCUCUCUGGUGCACAUCUGUGUAAUAAGUCAUGAAUAUUGAUAUGCAUAGUCCUGCUUUCUUCAGUCUCCUCAGAAAGUAGAGGCAUUGAAGGAUGCGUUCUGGGACCAUGAGAGGUUGUGCGAGAUGUGUACACCUAGGAGCUUGAAACAUCUCAUAGGUUCCACUGCUGUGCGGCCAGUGUAAAGAGGGUGUGAGUUAUGCACGUUCUUCUGAAGUUGGUAACCAUUGUUAUCAUUGAGGAAGAGGUUAUUUGUCUAGCAGCAAUCCUUAAGCUGUUUCACCUCCAAACUGAGGUGCAAGCCUUAAGCUGUUUCACUGCCACUGAGGCUGUCUACAAGAAGGGUCAGAGCCGUCCUCCUGAGGAGAAUGAGGUCCUUUAACAUCUGCUGGACGAUGCUGAGGAUGUUCUACGAGGCUGUGGUGGCCAGUGCUAUCAUGUUUGCUGUUGUGUGCUGGGGCAGUAGGCUGAGGGUAGCAGACAUCAACAGAGUCAACAAACUCAUUCGUAAGACCAGGGAUGUUGUGGGGGUGGAACUGGACUCUCUGAUGGUGGUGUCUGAAAAGAGGAUGCUGUCCAAGUUGCAUGCCAUCUUGGACAAUGUCUCCCAUCCACUCCAUAAUGUACUGGGUAGGCACAGGAGUACAUUCAGCCUGAGACUCAUUCCACCAAGAUGUAACACUGAGCGUCAUAGGACUUCAUUCCUACCUGUGGCCAUCAAACUUUACAACUCAUCCCUCGGAGUGUCAGACACCCUGAGCCAAUAGGCUGGUCCAGGACUUAUUUCCACUUGACAUGAUUAACUUAUUAUUAUUAUUUAAUUAUAUAUGGUUUUAUAUUG
This is a messenger RNA of Hypanus sabinus (Atlantic stingray), 8135 nucleotides long. RefSeq names its product tubulin beta-3 chain. NCBI's taxonomy places the organism in Eukaryota, Metazoa, Chordata, Chondrichthyes, Myliobatiformes, Dasyatidae. Gene Ontology annotation, biological process: microtubule cytoskeleton organization; mitotic cell cycle; axon guidance. The transcript has 4 exons. Gene Ontology annotation, cellular component: microtubule; cytoplasm. Bases 76 to 1428 code for a protein of 450 amino acids. The record is from RefSeq and is a predicted model, not a curated record. Gene Ontology annotation, molecular function: structural constituent of cytoskeleton; GTPase activity; GTP binding.